UUUCAGGUUGUGUGUUAUUGUAAUUUUCUAAUCUCACUCUUGGUGACACAAUGUUUUGCGAGCAUUAAUAAUAAUUCAUUUAAUUACUACACACAAGCACAUUACUCUCCAAACAUCUCUAAUAUUAAAUAAAUAGAAAAAAUAAAUAAAUGGGAUCUGUCCGAUACAUUCUUGGUCCCUGUGCCAGACUGUCCUCGGAGGAGUGUUUGCUUAGGGACCUCUCCUUGUGUUUAGAGUGGACGAGCAACUUGUGAGUGUCUUGUGUGUUUUGUUUAUGGCCGGUCAACAUUGCAGAAGGGUGUGAACUCCAAUGAUCCUCUCACCAUAGGCACACUGGAAAGUAAUGAGGCGGAAGGAGACUGAUGCAAGUGUGUAAAUCUGGAGUCUCACCUGGAACAUUUAUAUUGUCUGUUUAUAUGUGCUAUUUCAUUUGUCUAUCUAUUUGCACCUUUCCAAGGUCACUGUCAUUGUCAGAUUAGCCAAAGUGACUUUACAUGAACUCACGGUCGUCCUUGUCCACAAACAGCAGCGGAUAACUUAAUAGUUUUCAAAACAUUGUCCGAGGAAAAAAUCCUGGGGCCAUUUCAGGAAACAAUUUUUUUUCCCAGUUUGUGCGCUGUAGCUGCAACAAUCCGUGGAGCCAAACAAAGCCGAUUCCUUAGUCACGCGCCUAAUUUGGAACUGAGGUUAUUUGUAUCAAAGCAUGGAGGCAUACGGGAAGCUGGGGAAUUACUGGAAUUUUUUUAUGAUUUAAUAACAGCUGACUCAGGGCGGAAAGUACUGCUGUGAUAGGGUGACUGACUGCUUAAGCGGCACACUCGGGUCUUCUGACUGACUAUGGGUCUUAGAAAACGCCAUUACGGAUUCUUCGACCAAUGAUAUUUGUAUCAUGCCAAGGUGGUAAUGCUGAUUGUUUGCAAGCACAGAAAUUGUUUGCCAUUAUCUUUUUUUUGUUUUAGUGUGUGCACAAGUUUAUUUGGCAAAGUUUGGAGGACAACCCACCUUCCAGCACACACAGACCAAAAGAGAAAGAGAGAGAGAGAGAGAGAGAGAGAGAGAGGGACUCGUCACACUCCUCCUCAGGGAUUUACUUCUCCCCAGGGGGGCUAAGGGAAAGGACCUGCAGCCCACACUGCUCAAUGGGAACGGCGGGAAGAAACCGGGCAAUGAAAAGAGGGAAUAAGCGAUUGUAGGAGUGGCACUCAUUUGAUGGAUUCUGUUUUUGUUUGGCACCGAGCAUGCCUCAUUGGCAGCUUCUGGCCAUCGGCGCUACCUGCGUAGUCAUCUGCUUCCCUGCUGCAGUAUCACCUCUGGUCUGAACUGUCGCUGCAGACAUGGGGCCGGUCUGCUGUAAGCCGGACACCCUGAAGAAGCAACAUCUCCAAGGUGGAACGGGAGAGAAGGACCGUGCACCAAUCAGCCAUGAAUCCUUCCUGCUCAUGGCCAACUCCCAGACAGACAUGGAUGACUGGGUCAAGGCCAUUCGGCGGGUCAUCUGGGCACCGUUUGGAGGAGGGAUAUUCGGCCAGCGAUUAGAGGACACGGUGCAGUAUGAGAAGAAGUUUGGCCCCCGAUUGGCUCCGCUGCUAGUGGAGCAAUGUGUGGAUUUCAUCAGGGAGAGGGGCUUGGACGAGGAGGGUCUCUUCAGAAUGCCGGGCCAGGCCAACCUGGUCAAAGAUCUGCAGGAGGCCUUCGACUGUGGCGACAAGCCUCUUUUUGACAGCAACACAGACGUUCACACUGUGGCAUCCUUGCUGAAGUUGUACCUGCGAGAGCUGCCUGAACCUGUCAUUCCCUUCUGCAAAUAUGAAGACUUUUUAACAUGUGCACAGCUUUUGUCCAAAGAUGAGGAGGAGGGAGUUCAGGAGCUCGGGAAGCAAGUUAACACACUACCUCUGCCUAAUUACAAUCUGCUCAAGUACAUAUGCAAAUUCCUUGACGAAGUCCAAUCGCACUGUCAUGAAAACAAGAUGAGCGUCCAGAACCUCGCCACAGUGUUUGGGCCCAAUAUUCUUCGACCCAAGAUGGAAGAUCCUGUGACUAUCAUGGAAGGUACCUCUUUAGUGCAACACCUCAUGACGAUCUUGAUCAGGGAACACAAGCGUUUGUACUCAGGGAGGGACCAGGAGGGCUCCACGGUACUCCAAGCGGAGCAUCAGCUCCUCAAUCGUAGCCUUGGUGCUUGGAUCUCCGAAGAGGACCUGCAGAGUUGCCCCGUAUCUAACCCAGAACAAGAACUGAACAGCAGUGCCUCGUCACUCGAAGCCAAACUGUGUGCCGCUGUCACCCCCAUGCAGAGCCCAAAACUAGGGUCUUCGUCAGCAAAGGGGGAGACAGUUGUGAGCCCGAGUAAACAAGCCAAGAGCAUCCCCUCGUGGAAGUAUUCUUUUAAAGGCUCCUCGACGCCUCGUUCGCAGCCGCAGCCCAAGCAGAGCGGCUCGGCGGUGGAACCCAGCGCAGUGUCUUCCGGCGGGGGAGGAAGCAGUAACUGGCUGAUGAACGGUUUGUCUUCCUUAAGAGGGCACAGACGUACUUCUUCAGGUGAAAGAUCAGCCCGAGACCGCGACUCCACCGGUUCCUCACAAAGACUCUCCACCUAUGACAAUGUCACCUCCUCAUCCAGCAUGGGCAGCGUUCAGAGUGGAGGCAGCACUCCUUGGUCCACCUCGUCCUGUGAGAUCUCAGCGCCAGACUCUGGGAGCGGUGAUCCCUCGGCCCACCAUAACUGCGGAGCCGGGGGUGACGGCGGGGACAAGGGGGAGUGGACGGAAGUUCAGAGGGAGCCAGAGAGAGGGGGGACGACCACAGAUCCGAGCUCUGAACAGGAUAGCUGUGAGGCCAUGGAGCUUUGCAGCAGCAGUGCGGCCUGCAGCGAGAAUGGAAACGUGAGCAUGGUAGUUGGAGUACCGUCCAUCGUCACAUCCGACGACGGAGACGGAAUGAACGUCACCCUGAGCAGUCUGGUAGAAGGCCUCAAGGUCGAGCUCGGGAAACAGAAGGCUGCUUAUGAGAUCAGGAUUCAAAAGUUGGAGGACUCCAGCGCCGCCCUGUGUGCUCACAUGGAACGUUUGGAACAGGAGAUGGAGCAGGAGAAGAAGCGGCAGCGGAUGCUGGAGAUCAAACUGCGGAACUCGGAGCGAGCUCGGGAGGAUGCCGAGAACCGCAACAAACUCCUGGAGAAGGAGAUGGAGGACUUCUUUUCCACUCUGGGAGAUCUUACCAUGAGUACGAGAACCAGCGAUAUUUGACCUGACCGACGGGACGCCGCCAGGGUUUGUUUUUAGAAAAGGGCUCACGGCAUCCUUGGUGCCGCAGGACGCUCGGCCAUGUUUUUGUGCGUUGACAACAACGCCGGCGGAAAUGUGGCCAGACUGUUUUGGAAUGCGUCACAUGGUACAUGAAUGCAGUCACUUCUUACUGGUGAGCACUGACCAAUGUGACCUAAUUGUAGCAAGUCAAAUGAUGAUUGAAUGCGAUUUGUCUCUGCUGUUUCACAUGUAGAUGAAUGUUUGCUAAAUAUUAAGAUACAUUAAACUAACCCCCCCCCACAAUCCCCAUUUAAAGGAAAUAGGGACCAAAACUGUUGAGGAAUUGACCCCCCCCCCUCCAAAAUGUUUAGAACUGCUCAAAUUAAUAUAUUAAAGUGUAAAUAACCCCAUCAAUUAUGAUCCUGAAAAUGUCAUCCUUAAAAAUAACAACUGUCAUACCAUAAAAUGACACCUAAGUAGUUAGCUUGAGCUUUUUAAUAGCGACUCAGUGGGGCGAAAACAUGUGGCUAAGUCUCGAUAUAACAUCCCAGGCUAAGCUUAGCUCCUCGGAACACAAGCAUAGUUUUUUAAAUAUAAAUAGCUGAGGAUAAGGACCACAGAAAUAGACACGAACAAAUACAUUUGUGAAUAGAGAACUGCAAAUAGGAGUUCACUAUAGUCACAAAUUGAAUAUUUGUUCAAAAUUUGUUUGGAGGGGGGCGAUUUAAUAUUACUGAAGAUAGGAAAUGGCUAUUGUACUUAAGUUGCCAGUUCUCCACUUCCAUCUUGGAGCAUAAACACAUAUUUGUAUUCUGUUUAGACAGUCAGCUAGUCUUGCCUGCGUUUGCCCUCAGGCCCUUCCAGUGCCUCUUUAAUCACAUGACCUACAUCCCUCGAGCGUGUUGUGGUUUAAAACGAAGGCCAGUUCAAAGUGAGUCAGACCUGGCGGCCAUGUUGACUUUGGAACAUGAAGCUCAACACUGCCCUUAAAGAAACAAUGGUAUUUCCUAGUUGUGCCUUCAGGGAAGUCCUUUUAAAUAUUGAAAUGAAUAAAGGUUCGCGCCGCCUGACCCGGUCCUCAAGCAUAACCUCCCUCUAGACCGUUUAACUCAACAAAAGUGCUGAUGACCAAUAUCUUAGAAGGUGCCAAUUAUUGUGAAAGUGAUUUAGUGCUUUUGAAUGGAAAGAAUGUAUCCUUGUAGUGAAUGUAAUUGUGUUUGAUGAAGCCAGCCUGAGAGGAAAUGCACUGGUCAGCGUUUCCUCCAUUUUGUGUCUUGGACUAACUCUCUUGGGAAGAACAUGAAGCUUGCGCAUAAUUUGUUCAUGGAGCAACUGCAUGCUGAUUAAAAAUGACUCAACAAAAGGGCCCAUAAUAAUGAAAAUGUGCUUUAGUAAAAACCAAGUGACUGUUGUUUAUUUUAACUAUACUGCGUUUUAUAAGCAGACGUUAGGAUUUUUAUUGCACAGGAAUGUCACAGAAGACUACUACCAACUUCACUUGUUAUCACAGCAGUCCAAUACAAACAUUUAUUUUCCUCUUAUGUAUGUAUGUGUAUGUACGGCUAUGUCACAAUGUCUUGAUGGCUCAUCAAUGGUGCUUUUUUAUUUAUUUGGAUAUACAUAAUUGUAAUGAAUAGACACCUAUGGAGAAUAAAGCUGACAUUGGGUUCAUCGAAGAUGUUGAAUUUGUAUGAAAUUAUAUUAGCGGAAAUCGUAACCGUGUAAUCAAUGUGGAAAGAAAAAGACCAAUAACCAAAGUGGAUUCUUUUAUUCGUAGUACACAUUGUUUUCUUGUUCUGCCAUUGUAUUGAAUUGAAGAGGAGGCAUCAUGAGAUCCCAGUGUAUGGUUUUUUUUUAUACUUGGGAAUUCUUAGAACUAUUUUAUUUUCUUGGCUGGAGUUACUCGCAAACCAGCACCAUACAUAUGAUAUGAUUAUUAUUACCAUUAUUUGUCUUACCGCAACCUAAAAUCUGUCAGGCGGGUAAGGCUGAAGUCUUAAAAUGGAUCUGAAUUAUGCAAAAAAAAAAAAAAAAAAAAGGGGGAGUAGGGGUUGACAGUACCAACACUUUUGAUUACCUUCAGGCGACGCUUCGAGAGCACACUUUGCUGAAGGUAUUGCACAUUUAAGUUGGAAAACAACAACGACAAAGAAAAUACAUAGGACUCUCCUCUCACUGGUAGGUGAACUUUACAUUAUGUACAAAAUCUGUGGAAAGCGACACUUUUUUUUUUUUUUUUUUAAACUCAGUCAAAUAAAUAAAUAAUAAUGGAAUCUGUUAUUCACAUGUCAUGCAGGCGAGCGAUGAUGACGCAAGAAGUGGCAGAAAUUCAGCGUGAGGUAGUUCAUCAAAGCCGAUAGAUUAGUGAUUCGGACAAAAUAGAGACAGAAGGAAUUUGAAAUUAAAAGCCGCGUGGAGAAAAUUAAGAGCACUUUCAAAAUAA
Messenger RNA from Syngnathus acus (greater pipefish), 5691 nucleotides. RefSeq names its product rho GTPase-activating protein 22 (gene arhgap22b). Gene Ontology annotation, cellular component: focal adhesion. Gene Ontology annotation, molecular function: GTPase activator activity. Bases 1335 to 3248 code for a protein of 637 amino acids. Lineage: Eukaryota; Metazoa; Chordata; Actinopteri; Syngnathiformes; Syngnathidae. Gene Ontology annotation, biological process: signal transduction; activation of GTPase activity. The record is from RefSeq and is a predicted model, not a curated record. The transcript is spliced from 8 exons.